Erigeron canadensis is the source of this 2655-nucleotide messenger RNA. Its product is annotated as ankyrin repeat-containing protein At5g02620-like. The record is from RefSeq and is a predicted model, not a curated record. Bases 192 to 2489 code for a protein of 765 amino acids. NCBI's taxonomy places the organism in Eukaryota, Viridiplantae, Streptophyta, Magnoliopsida, Asterales, Asteraceae. The transcript has 7 exons. Gene Ontology annotation, molecular function: protein binding.
UGGUCUAACACGUUGCAUUCCAAAUCUUCUUCUUUCGAUUGUAGAGAAGCUUUAAUUUUUUGCUUUCAACUUUUAUCAACUACUUUCCAGCAAAACUCCAAAUAUUUGAAAAACUAGCAAAAGCAGCCAAAUUCUCGAUCAUAUUUCUAAUUUCUGCAAGGCUGGUAUUAGGGAAAUAAGGAGAAGAUAUAAUGGGUGAACAAAGUGAUAAUCCGUCACUAGAGACGCUCAAACUAGAACCAAUAUCAACACCAACUCUGAAUCCAGAAUCGACAUUAGAAGCCACACAUACACCAACUCAAGACUCAGAACCAGAACCACAUGUAUCAACAGAGCCCAAUCCCGAGCCUGAGCCAAUACCACAAACAGAAACAGAACAGGAACCAGAGCCUAUACUAACCUCACAUCCUCAAACAGAAACAACAUCAGAACUAGAACCAACAUCAACAGUAACUCCAAAUUCAGAUUCGGCAUUGGCCUCACAACCUGAAACCACACAUGCACAAACACACGAGACACAACCAGAACCACAUGUAUCGUUAGAGCCUGAGCCCGAGCCGAUAACUCAAACAGAAAUAGAACACGAACCGGGGCCUAUACCAACAACACAAAUACAAAUAGAAACAACAUCUCAACUAGAACCAACACCAACACUAGCACCAGCAACACCAACUCCACAACCUCAAACAGAAACGAAUGUAGAACCAGAGCCGGCAUAUCGACCAAAUAUAGAACUACUUUCUGAUGACAGAAGAACCGAGUACAUCAAUCUCUGUGUUCCUCUGUAUAAGGCAUCAAUUAAAGGAGAUUGGGUAGCCGCGGAAGUCAUCCUUCGAUCCCACAAACAUCUGGUACGGUGUGCUAUCACUGAAAACUGGGAAACACCACUCCAUGUUGCUGCAUCAGCUGAAAGCAAUACCAAAAGCACGAGUUUCGUGCAAAAUCUUGUGAAUAUGAUGCUUGAGAAUGAGUUGCUGCUUAAAAAUAAAGGCGGUGAUACUCCCCUUAAUUUGGCAGCUGCAGCUGGAAACGUCGAAAUCGCAAAGAUAAUGGUGCGAAAGAACAGUCUCCUGCCAAAUAUUCCUAACAAAAGUAAUAUGAUGCCUCUUUAUACCGCGGCUUUAUUUAGAAACCUUCAAAUGGUGACUUAUCUCUACGAAGUAUCCGUAAAAAUGAGUGAUCCUUGUUGGGAACAUCAAUAUAAGGUCUGGGUUUUCAUCAAAUGCGUUGAAGCUGAUUUCUUUGAUAUUGCUUUACAAAUGUUAAGAGACAACCCUCAAAUUGCUGAAGGCGGGGGUGGACUUGGUGCUUUAGCUGAGAAGCCGGACGCUUUUAUAGAAAUAAAACCAAAUAUCAUAUCGAGAUUAGUCAAUUCAGUAACCUGUGGCAAGUUGGGAUCUGCUACAAGGGAAUGUAAAGCCUUGGAAUUGUUAAGACAAAUUUGGACAAAUAUUGAGAAAAUGCCAAAGACUAAAAUAGAUGCAAUAUUGAGAGGCCCUGAGUUAGUGAUUAAUAAAAAGAGGACAUCUAAAUACCCAUCUCGAAUACUUUUUGUUGCUGCGGAAAUGGGCAACAUCAACUUUUUGGUUGAGCUCAUCAAUAGAUAUCCUGACCUUAUAUGGAAGCAAAAUGAUGAUAAACAGAGUAUCUUUCACGUUGCUGUCUAUCAUCGUCGUGAGAGUAUCUAUAAUCUUUUACACGAGAUAGGCUCAAUAAAGGCUCUUAUAUAUCCUAUGAGAGACAGAGAAGAUAAUAAUAUGCUGCAUUUAGCUGGAAAUAUUGCAAGCAAAAACCGUCUUGAGGAUGUGUCUGGGGUAGCUUUUCAAAUGCAACGUGAACUAUUAUGGUUUAAGGAAGUCGAGUCUAAGAUACCUCCUUAUUACACAGAACGAAGAAACCAAAAAGGCAAAACGCCACGUGAUCUAUUUACUGAAACCCACAAAGAAUUAGUUUAUGAAGGUGAGAAAUGGAUGAAAGGAACAGCUAGUAAAUGCAUGGUGGUGGCUGCACUUAUCGCCACUAUAGUGUUUGGAGUCGCUUAUACAAUUCCCGGGGGAUAUGACCAAACUAAUGGUUUUCCUAAGUUCCGUGACAAUGCACCCUUCAUAGUGUUUGUUAUGUUAGAUGCCAUUUCAUUAAUCUUGUCUUCCACUUCAAUCCUCGUAUUUUUAUCAAUUCUCACUUCGCGUUAUGCUCAAGAUGAUUUUAUAGAGUCACUUCCCAAAAAACUAAUGCUAGGUCUAUCAAUGCUUUUCCUCUCCAUAGUAACCAUGAUGAUUGCUUUUAGUGUCAGUUUCUUCGUGCUAUACGAUCAUAGGUACUAUCUCAUUAUAGCAGGUUGCAUUAGCAUACUUGCUCUUGUACCUAUCAUUUCAUAUGUCGUGCUACACUUUCCUCUUCUGGAGGACAUGUAUCAUUCAACAUAUGGGUCGAAAUCUCUCUUUAAGCCAAAGAAACAAAUGCUUUACUAUACAAAUCCAAGCGUUUAGUUGGUGUAUGCCGUUGUGAUCAGUUCUGAGUUUAAACUUUCAUUUAGAGAUUUUGUUUUGUAUUGAAACUCAACAUAAAUCCGAUAAUCCUAAUAAAAAUAUGAAAGGCAGCUGCGUUUCACUUUGAAUUAACGUUUCAAGUUAUAAAAUACUUUUUUCUAUUUUA